AUGGCAACGGCGGUGUCUACCCGGGGCACUCUGACGCCGAACGCUUCCUUGCCAGCCAAGGUCCAGUCGAUCCCCCCCAACCAAACACUCUACGUCACAAACCUUCCCUCGGCGAAAAUCCAAAAAGACGACCUGCGAACGGCGCUCUACCUAUUGUUCUCGACGCACGGGACCGUACUCGACGUCGUCGCCCUCAAAACCAUGAAGAUGCGGGGGCAGGCUCACAUUGUGUACCGCGACGUGCAGGCUUCAACGCAAGCAAUGAGGCACCUGGACGGACGGAUGUUUCUCGGCCGCAAACUCAAAAUCGAAUACGCCCGAGGAAAGUCCCACUUCGUGGCCAAGCUGGACGGCACGUUCAAGAUGCCCUCCGUCUCGGGCGCGGCGACGGUGGAGCAGACGGAUCUUCAGCGUAGCAUCUUCGACGCCCCGACGGCCGGCUCCGCGCCCGCCGAUGGCCCGUCGUCCAAGGCUGCCAAGGCGGCAGACGAAGUCAUGAAGGACGCCGAAGCGACCGAGCCCCGUGGACAGAAGCGAACACGAGACGAGGAGGAGGCCGAGGAGAGCGAGGAGGAGGACGUCGAGAUGGAAGAGGAUAGCGAUGAUGACGAAUGA
Molecule: messenger RNA, 615 nt
Organism: Drechmeria coniospora
Lineage: Eukaryota; Fungi; Ascomycota; Sordariomycetes; Hypocreales; Ophiocordycipitaceae
Exons: 3
Coding region: 1-615 (204 amino acids)
Molecular function (GO): RNA binding
Source: RefSeq, a predicted model, not a curated record